GAGCAGUCAGAGGCCAAGGAAGAGAACAUGAUGAUGGACCUUUUUGAAACUGGCUCCUAUUUCUUCUACUUAGAUGGAGAAAAUGUGACUCUGCAGCCAUUAGAAGUGGCCGAGGGCUCUCCUUUGUAUCCAGGGAGUGAUGGUACCCUGUCCCCCUGCCAGGACCAACUGCCCCAGGAAGCCGGGAGCGAAAGCAGUGGAGAGGAACAUGUCCUGGCGCCCCCGGGCCUGCAACCUUCCCACUGCCCGGGUCAGUGUCUGAUCUGGGCUUGCAAGACUUGCAAGAGAAAAUCUGCCCCCACAGAUCGGCGGAAAGCUGCCACCCUGCGCGAAAGGAGGAGGCUAAAGAAAAUCAACGAGGCCUUUGAGGCCCUGAAGCGUCGGACUGUGGCCAACCCCAACCAGAGGCUGCCCAAGGUAGAGAUUCUGCGGAGCGCCAUCAGCUACAUUGAACGUCUGCAAGACUUGCUGCACCGGCUGGAUCAGCAAGAGAAGAUGCAGGAGCUGGGGGUGGACCCCUACAGCUACAGACCCAAGCAAGAAAUUCUUGAGGGUGCGGAUUUCCUGCGCACCUGCAGCCCCCAGUGGCCAAGUGUUUCGGAUCAUUCCAGGGGGCUCGUGAUAACUACUAAGGAAGGUGGAGCAAGCGUGGAUGCCUCGGCCACCAGCAGCCUUCAGUGCCUUUCUUCCAUAGUGGACAGCAUUUCCUCGGAGGAACGCAAACUCCCCAGUGUGGAGGAGGUGGUGGAGAAGUAAUUUGGGACAUUCUUCACUCAACAGGAAGACCUCUCAUGGACUAAUCAUUUAGGUUAGGGCUCACGGACCCCAGAGUUUAUGAAAGCUUAUGAGACACACUCACAAAGAACCCCUUAGCCACCUCAACUGAAAGACCUUUGCCCUUGGGAUUUUAAUAUGAUUAUUAUACGAUUAUUAUUAUUUGGAACCGCUAGUGGCUUAGCUCUAGAACCCUAAUUUUGUUUUUAAUUUGGUUGGUUUUUAUAGCAUCUUAACUUUUAUUAUAGUCACGUGACCCUUUGGUGUCAGUUGCAGAUAAAGUUCAUUCCUGUCUAAAUCCAAGUGGGGACGUUUAAUCCGAAUGGUGUUUAAUGUACUUUUGUAAAUAGUACUUUCGUUUUUAUGUAAAUCUAAUAUUUACUAUAUUUUAAAUGUGGAAUUAAGCAUUGUCUAUAAACUGUGUGAAGAUCCUGGUAUUGUAAUAUUAAAAUAUUAAUACGUUUC
Messenger RNA from Myodes glareolus (Bank vole), 1239 nucleotides. It is a transcript of the gene Myf6, whose product is annotated as myogenic factor 6. NCBI's taxonomy places the organism in Eukaryota, Metazoa, Chordata, Mammalia, Rodentia, Cricetidae. Gene Ontology annotation, molecular function: DNA-binding transcription factor activity, RNA polymerase II-specific; protein dimerization activity; RNA polymerase II cis-regulatory region sequence-specific DNA binding. Gene Ontology annotation, biological process: positive regulation of skeletal muscle fiber development; positive regulation of myoblast differentiation; skeletal muscle cell differentiation. The record is from RefSeq and is a predicted model, not a curated record.